AGUCUAAACGUAUCUCCUCGAUGAUGCGUACCUAAUACGCGUGUUCGACACUCGAUUAUAGCUCCUUCGCAUUCGGCGAUAAUGUAGUUAAAGCGAAACGACGAUUUUCAUUCGCGAUUUCGAAGAAAAUACGAUAGGGACACACACCGAGAUAUCAGAGACGGAGAGAGAUAGAGAGAAAGUCAAAUUAAUACAAAACAAAAAGAAGGAGUAGAUAAAACAAAGCAUCAAAGCAAAAAAAAUUUAUUGGCAAAGCAUAUAGGCGUUCGGAGUACGGAUUCAACCGGAAAAUUGCCGAUUUUUUUGUCAUUCUCCCUCUUCUCUCGUAUUCUCGAUUAAAUAGAACGAAGCGCAUUCAAACUGAAAUAUUUGAAUAGUGGGCAGUUGAUUCGCGAGAUUUCGCGAUAUUAUUCGUUGGUUUUCUCUGUCUGUUUGUUCGUUCGUUUGGUGUUCAUUUCCAACUGUGUGUAGCCUUGGAACAGUCGAUAAUCGGCUUUCGAAGUUAAAACAUUUAAAUUCAAUCGAUUUUAAUAUUUUUUUUUUCAACGUACACUAUCGAUACACACAUAGAUUGGAAGUGGCAGCGAUUCUGCAUAAAUCAUGACGCAAAAAUAAUUCUCAAUGUUAUUUCAAUGCAACCAAUGAAAAAAAGGACGUACAUAUAAACAGUGGCCGUUUUUUUUCGGUGUUUUGUUUCGCCAAACCGACUUUUAUUUGAUAAAAUAACAAUGCGUCAUUAAAGUGAACGACAACGACGACGACGAUCGAAAAAAAUUCGCAUUUUCAUUAAACAACAGUUACACAAAAGGAGCAAGAGACAUAGAGAGAAAAAUCAAAUCGAAAAGUUAACACAUUGUCGACAUUAACACACACAUAUUGAUUAAUAAAUUUCAAUGAAAUUCAAUCAAUAUCACAAUUUAAAAUCGUGCCAAUCGGAUUUAUUGAACAAUUGAAUCGAAUGGAUGAACAUGUCAAUAGGUUGCGCGUAGAUUAAAUAGACUUUUUUCGUUCCUUUCUUUUCUUUCAAACAUUUUUUUUUUCUCUCGGUUCGUUCAUUUCGGAUUUUCACUCAGUCGGCGUUCAUAAUUUUUUUUUUCGUGCACAAUUACACGUUUCAGUUGUUUUUAUUUGGUUAUUGUUGUUGUUCGUUCGUUUGCGGAGCUAAAAAUAUCAUCGUUUCACCGAAAAACCGUAUAUGAACGGCAACGAACGAACGAAAAAGAAAGAAAACACACAAACGGUAGCAGCGACGGUAACGGCGACGACGACAACGGUGUAAGGACAUUGUGACAACAUCGUUGAGCUGACAAAUGUGUAAACACAGCGUAGAAUACGCGGCAUAAUGAACGCACACAAAGGCUUCGACUGAACCGAAGAUAAAAAAAAUAGCACAAAAACAAAAAUUGAGCAGAGAAAAACGAGCAAAUCACGGAAUCUAUUACGCACGAAAACGACAAAUCCCACAAGUUAUACGGCGGCUUACAAGAGCCGAGUGGAAUAAGUCAAGAGUGUGUGUGUGUGUGUGUGCUUAUGUGUACGGUGUAUGCCAUUUGCAAAUUCAACGGACACUGCCAAAUUGACAAAUUUACUUGUUUCCAUUCUAUUUCGCUUUAUCGUCAUCAUCUCUUUCUCCUCCUCAUUACGACGAUUUAUUUGUGAAUUUUGAACGUGCAGAAAAAAAAACAAGAAGAAAAACCCAAAAUCACCAUACACAUAUAAGCCGCACAUCGAAGUGGCCGAAGGGCAUCACCUUUACAUUAAUUCACGGUCCAACCUGAACUCAAUUCGAAUCCAAUUUAACGUUGAGCUAUAAUUACUCGAUUAGUCGAAAAGUGCGUUUAAUUGCCGCAAAAAUGAAUUUAAUGUUUCGGAAAAAUUUUCGCGAAGGAGCAAAAUCGGGAGGCGGUGGCGGCAUUAAAUUACAACCGAAAUCAACACGCAACCAAGUGAAACGAUCUCGUGAUAUGGGCUAUGGUAAUAUGGAUGCUGAUGUACACUAUCGAACGCAUUUAUUCUUUUCACCAAAUCGAGGCCUCAAUUCGAACGACUGCGAAGAGCCCCGUUGUGGUCCAAUCGGUGCAUCUAUAUCACUGUCGAUGCCACAACAUUGUGAUAUAGACGUAGCACAGCCAAUAAUCGAUCGCAGACCAUCUGUGUCACUCUUCAGAUGGGGUGGCGGCAGUCAAAAACGAAACGAUGCACCAACACCGACAGCUGCCAGACAAGUUAGCUUUAGUGGUCAUGGGAAUAAUAUAGUUGUUGGUACGCGAAACGAACCAAUAUCGCUAUCCACAUUGGAUCGAGACUGUUUUAUCAUACCUGUACACAGUUUAGACCGAUUUCUUCCAGCUGGAAUACCCCUUCCACCACCAUGUGAUUCAGUAGAUGUAAAAGCGCAAGGUCCAUUAAGUGUUUUAGAGGUAGCCGAUCCAAAAGUGUGUAUACUGGCACACUUGAUGAGUCCAUUAGAGCCAAUCGAUCCGAUAAUCGAAUCACCAUUAAGUCAUCCGUUGCUGAAGCAACGGGCCAUCGCAUCAGAACUUUUGACCGAGGUCCAACAAGCAAAUACGGCCAUCGGCGGAAUGCUUCUCGUUAACAUGGAACGCAAUUCUGAUUUUCCAUUCAUCGCAUACUACCUGAUAAACACGCAACAAACUGACCCAGCUCAUUUCUAUUCGGGUGUUCGUGGAUCAUCGCUCUCAAAAUUUGAACCGAAAAAGUUACGAUAUACAGCGGCACAUACUUUGGACCUAUACUCAGAAGUGGCAUCGAUAUGCCGACCGCCGUUAGCAUUGACCAGCAGUGAAAUGGGCAGUUUUAAGAAGACACAAACACCAUCUACGGGCUACAUAAUCAGCGUAUUUAAAGUGUUCGAGGGUGAUGAUGGUGAACGAUUUGAAAAGAACUGGCUUUAUUGGACGGGAGCUCGUAUGCUGUACAGAUAUUUGCCGCGAGCAGUUGGAAUGAGACGCAUCGCCUUACACAAAAGUAUAUCGGCUAAAGGUGACAAAAUGUAUCUGCUUGUAUGCGAAUGUUCGGAUCUAUUGACAGAAAUUUCAUCGGCCGCCGUAUUGAUACCAACAAUUCGGGCCCGUUUGUGCGGAUACACCGGAUUAUAUCGACCAAUUCAAGCUUUUUAGGCUAAAAUAAACACCAAUUUCAAAUUUAAAAAAAAAAUGCAACGUUUGAGCGUUUGAGACUUUUUAAACAAACAAACAAAAAUUAGCAACCAUACGGCAAAAGAAACGAUCGAAUGAAAUCAAUUUGUAAGCAUUUUUGCCAUAGAAAAAACUAACCGAAAAACAAAUAUGUGACCAUCGUGCAAAAACAAAGGAAAAGAAGAGACGGAAAAAAGCGAAACGGAUCGAAUCUGUAAAAAGUCGAAUCCAUAUGCACGCGCGGGCGCUCCCAAAAGCCACGCAAAUCAAAUCAAAUGGAAGAAAUUAUUCAGUUUUUACCGUCGACACCUGACACAUUUAUGUGAUGAAAUUAUUAAUAUACCAAAAAACAAUGUUAUGUACAUAAAAUAUGUAAACUAAGUGUAAUAUUUUAAAAGCGUGUAUAUUUUUUUACUUGCGCGAUACAUUUGCAAAUCAGCUCUAUUUUCCAAAAAAAUGGUUCGCAACACACACAGGAAAAAAUGUAUAAUAUUGGGACAACGUUCAGUUUCUCUUCUUUUUUUCCCCCUUUUUUUCUGUUGAACCAAACAAAAACUUUUGUUGAAAUCAUUUUAUGUUACAUUUCGUUGAAUAAAAUCGUUUAGAAAUGGAA
Molecule: messenger RNA, 3771 nt
Organism: Sitodiplosis mosellana (orange wheat blossom midge)
Lineage: Eukaryota; Metazoa; Arthropoda; Insecta; Diptera; Cecidomyiidae
Exons: 8
Coding region: 1854-3140 (428 amino acids)
Source: RefSeq, a predicted model, not a curated record